AUGUGCGGCAUCGUGCCGCUGCGAUGGCACGGUACGCAGUACUUGUUUGAUCUCAAGGUCUGGCUCUGGCUCCACCUUGAUGAACUGGAACCUGUCGCGGACAAGCCGUCGCCCAUACUGCCGUUCAGCGCACCAACCCUGCCCACCAAGCCGACCAACGCAACUUUGGACAGGCCGACUUUGCUUGGUAUGCGCUCGGCGCAGCGCCUCCUUGGCCUUAUGGGGAUGGGCUACAUAGGCAUCACUCUCUGGAGUAACGCUGCGUACUUGAACGUCCUGGAGACGGCGCUGGCCAACGACUAUGGCUGGGCCGGCUUCAACGCUACUGGGAUGCACGCCUUCCUCGCCAACACUUUCAACCGCCAGCUUCUCAUGUCCACCGACGCUUCAAUUGCACUGCACGACCCAGCGUUCGGGGAUCCACUGCAGUCGUACAACACGUCGGCCACCACUGUCGCGUGGUAUCCCUCGGUGGCGCGCCGGUACCUCUUCAAUGCAUCGACGCCGUUGCACGAGCUGGUGGCAGGUCUCCGGGCCCUACAUCCGUGUCAACUACCGUGGAUGUUUACGCAGUACUGCUGGCUGGACCUGGAUCAGAAAUGGGAGAUGGCCAGCACGAGCCAGCGACAGGUUCGGUGUGCAGCUCUCAGUCAGCACAACGGUGCCCGGUAUCUCGAGACGAGUCUGCGCAAUGUACGAGACUGGACUUUAUGGCGAUCGUGCUGGGGUACCUCGUUCGACAUUGGCAUCGGCAACGACCUGGCAGCGUCCGUAGUAGGUCGUCAGUGGCUCCAGCGUGUCCAAGCAAAUACCUUGUCCGUGUCAGAAGAAGUCGCAUACUGGGUGAACCAUGGCCUCUCGGUGUUCUUGCUGCAGUGGCAAAACUUCAAAGACACGGGUCUCAGUGACGCGAUGGUCAUUUCGACGCCGUUUGGGCUCUCGUACACGCUGCCUAUCAGUGAGCGCCGCGGCGCCGUACAUCUCGACUACCAGACGUCGCAUCGCAUGUACUGGGGACUCGCGAGUGACCUCUGGGCCGUGAGCAAUAACGCGACCAGCGUCGGCGGCUUGUCGCUCUUGCGCAACAGUCCCCACUUUGCCUUUGCCAACGCGACACGCGCGAGUUUGCUCUUCGAGAAUCUGACGCUCUCGUCGCCGCUCAACGCUGGUUUGGCGCUGUAUAAUAGCUCGUUGGGGCCAUUUGGCGCUGUCGACAUGGUGUUCGUAAGCUGUCCGACGUCGCUUCUCGCACUCUACCGCUACGUCCUGCAAGCGAUCGCGACUGUGACCAGCACCAACCUUGAAGCACAGAGGCAAUUUCUCCAUCUGCCUGCCAAGACAUACAUCGGUCAAGUGCCCAAGCAUUUACUGAACGACGCCAGUCUGCGCCUUGUGGGGGGUGACCUCAUGUGCGGCAGCGUCCUUCCGGGAUCUCCGCCUUCCAACGCCCUGUUUGCAUUAUUUGGCUUGGACGCGGUAUGCGGCUCGCGGUACCUGGACUUUUUCACCCCGUCCACGACCGGUCUCGUCUUUGCACUUGCUGCGUUUGAUGCAGUGCAUCGCAUCGAGCCAACUAUCGAUUUGGGAGCCUUCUGUGCGAGUGAUGUCUACGCCGAGCCCAACUGCGAGGCCAUCUACAGCGCGUCAUACACCUACGCGAGGACCUAUUUUUCAGGUUCAACAACGCUCCAAGCGUUGGCUGUCGCCGCCGAGGUCGACACCCGAUCUCUCUAUAUCGAGAUGACCCAGUACAUCAACCGCAGCGGCAUUAUCGAACUGUACCGAAUCAAUAUUCUGGAUCUGACCGUCCGCUCCUGGACGUUCUUUGGUUGGAACUAUUUGGCCGAGUGGGUCGUCGGUCAGCGGGAAGUUGUCUCGUUCCAAGGUGACGGCGGCACCGUCACAUCGAUAUCUCGCUACACGCCCCUCGCAACGCUCUCUCUCACCGAGGCAGCGAUCCCAACGCGACUCUCGUACAGCUGUCAGCAGUGCGUCCGGUACGUCACUGGUGCCAUCAUGGUGGGUGCGGGGGUUGCUGCCUACUACGCCAUCUUUGUUUGCCACGGCUGCAUUGAAGGCAUGAACCUCUUCGCGGUGAACCGACUCCUUGGCCACGCGUGGAUUGGCCGAACGCUGCUCAUCAUCCGAGGAAUCACGGCGCUUUGGCUGCUCAACACACCGCCCCUACAGCUACUGGCAUUUGGCGUCGGUGCUCGCUUUCAAGUGUCGCCGCUUGGGUGGUUCCCGACGCUCCUCGCUUCGUCCGAGCUCACAUGGCUGGUCUACAUCGCCAACGACCUCUUCAGCUGUGUUACGCGGCAGUACACACAACUCUACGCCUGGAAGAGCUCGGUCGCAGCGUGCUUAUUCGCAGCAGCCUGGUCGUUCAAGGACCCCCGAGAGUACACGACCUACGUGCGCCGGAGCUGCAACUACAUUGACAUGGAUGUGGCUCUGAGCUGCAAAAGUGGCUACAUCGAGCUCGGCCUUUGGCGCCGCGUCGGCGUUGACGUCGGCCUCUGUCUCAGCUGUGUCUUUUUGGCGGCUUGUGUCGAGCGACUACGGCAUCCGCAUCUUUUGGCGCCACCCAAACCGUCACUCUUGCUCAAUGCGACGAGUGUCUACUCGUUGGAAAUGGCCAACUGGACAGUAGACGGCGACGUCUACUUGGACCGCAUGUCAGCCGCGUUGACGGGCUUGUUUACAUGGCGAGUGCGCGGCGUUAUACAUGUGUUUGACAUCAAGAGCUGGCGGCAUUUCACAGCCACGCCCGAAUCCAAGAGCCUCUUGGACCCGGCCUUUGUCCUACCCCUCCACCGCAUUUGCUGAGUGGUGCGAGCCAUUGAAAAGGCAGAGCAUACCACGUAGAGGAAGUAUCGCCAAGACCUCGAUAGGCCGCAUCAGCAUCGUCAGGACGACACUAUUGUUGAUUAGCAGAGUUUGCAUACACUAAGCAUUACGAGCUUUUGUUUCUU
Messenger RNA from Saprolegnia diclina VS20, 2975 nucleotides. RefSeq lists its product as hypothetical. The transcript has a single exon. NCBI's taxonomy places the organism in Eukaryota, Oomycota, Saprolegniomycetes, Saprolegniales, Saprolegniaceae. Bases 1 to 2829 code for a protein of 942 amino acids. The record is from RefSeq and is a predicted model, not a curated record.